AUUGAGAUUUAACUGCUGCACACGGGAAAUUAAAACGCAUUGAGCAAUUAUAUCGGUUAAUCCUAGCUUCCAACUAAAACUCAUGACAUUAUUUUAAAUUUUGAUUUACUUUCCAGGACUUUUUACUAGUUCAGUCUUUUAAAUUCAGUCACAUUUUCUGUUCCUAUAAGAACUCCUGGAUAUCCAAGAAACGCCGCGUCCCAUAAUUGUUAUAUUUCCCCGUUUCAUACACUUGUUCUCCUUGCUUUUCCGUUCCCUCCCUCCCUCUCUCUACCUUUUCAGUCACUUCCCUGCGCUUCGGCAACCCGCCCCCCUGCUCAACAUUCACACCUGAAUAAAUCGUUUUUUUAAUGGGAGGAAAGAAAUAAAGUUUUUUUUUGCAAAGGCGCUAAACUACAACGCGGAGGGAUGAGGGAAUGAUCCGAUCUGAGUUCUCCGAGUCUCCAAUGAUUUGACUCCUCUGAAAGGGAGAGUCAUACAAAGGAAUCGUUGUUGCGGAGAUGCGAAGUCCAGCAUUCAACGGUUGUUCGCAACCCAUCCUGAAGUUGGCGCUCUUCGCUCAUACCUCUGCCUCUCCGUUCUCGGCAGCAUGUCAGACCUGACCUUGUUUCGUUCCUAAUUGAUUCCAUUAUCUAUCCAGGACACACAAGUGCUUUCUCGGCUUCUUUCCCCGCCUGACGUCUUCGCUUCGAUCUCAGGUCUAUAUUUUACCCUUUCCUUGCAAUGGGCCAGAUAAUUAAUAAUGUCCACACGUGUAUUAUUUUCAAUGUCUGCUACCAAUAAAAGAUUAAAACCGAGGAAAUGGCCCUUUAUUUGUUGUUUGCCAUGUUCCUCCCUUACACUUCGUCAGGUGUGUCGUGAAGUGUGAAGUUUAGCAGCUCGCUGUCCCAGUAACAAGUGGGCCAUGUACACUUUGAACGUUGCAGUUAAAAAUACGUCCUGAUUAAAACGAGCGAAUAAAGUGCAGAACUACAGCUGGAGAGAAGCAGUUGAUUUAUAGGUUUCUUUAAGAAAAGUUUGGAGGAAGUUGACCUACCAUUUAAAAGGAUGCGUUUGAGUCAAGUGUGUGGUUCUUCGGGGGGAAGUUGGACCUUGUUUCUAUUCAAAGUUUGACUUCUGAAAGUUAAGCUCUGCACAAAAGCAAGUCAUUUAUAAUAUAUGAAACGAGAUCUUCACGGGUCUGCCCUUAAAACCCACCGCCCCAGAAAGUUAUAAAACACGCUGAGUACAUCAAAGUCUAUCGAGCAGAGAACACAUCGAACGAGUCCGGGCUCUGAAAGAGUUAAAAUACAAAAGCGAUAUUUAAGAGCUGCGUGCGUGUAAGUGUGUGCGUUUUAGAUGCAUUAGGGGAAGUUUUUUUUUCCGAAGCACUUUUCGUCUCUCCCCCCCCCCCCCACCUCGCCCCGAAAUAAAUGCGAAGAGCAAUUUGUUCCUGCUGCAAGCAUUUUGUUCACAGACUUCCCAAGGAUCUUUUGAGCUCUGCCAAAGACAAUCUAUCGCUAUGAUCUGAAUGUCGAGUCUGUGUCAGUAAUCAUUACCCGGUUUGAUUGGCAGAACGCUGCUUUGGCCCGGGAGUCAUGGUAUCAGAGAGACACGAUGACGGCCGGGAGACGUUCUCUGAUGGUGCUCUUCCUCUGUCAAGUUCUGUUUGGAGGCUCAGCAGGGCUCAUCCCCGAGGUCGGCCGCAAAAAGUUCGCUGAGCACCAAGCCAACUCGAAAGGGACGAGUCCACUUCAAGCCGAGGGCAUACUGCAGGAGUUCGAGUUGCGCCUGCUCAACAUGUUCGGCCUCCGGCGCCGCCCUCACCCCGGCAAGAAUCCGGUGAUCCCGCAGUACAUGGUGGAUCUGUACAAGCUGCACGCCGGCGAGGAAGCUCACCAUCGUGAGGGGAGAUCGGUCUUGUCCCAUUUCCCCGAGAAACCAGCCAGCCGCGCCAACACAGUCAGGAGUUUCCACCACGAAGAACAAAUGGAGGAGUUGCCUGGAGCCAGAGAAGAAACAACACGCCGCUUUUUCUUCAAUUUGAACUCUAUACCCAAGGUGGAACUCAUCACCUCAGCAGAACUGCGGAUCUACCGUGAGCAGGUGCGAGAGGCCUGCCUGAAUGCCAGCGGUGGUUACCAUCGCAUCAACGUUUAUGAGAUUCUCAAGUCAACGGCGCCGUCUAGCCAUGAUCCAAUCACGCGGCUGCUAGACACAAAGCUGGUGCGCCACAAUGUGAGCCGAUGGGAGAGCUUUGACGUCAGCCCUUCUGUGAUGAGAUGGACCGUACAGGGCCAGCCCAACCAUGGGUUUAUGGUGGAGGUCAUCCACUUGGACCAGGAGUGCAAACAUUCGAAAGGACAUGUCAGGGUCAGUCGGUCUCUGCAUCAGGAUGAGGAAAGCUGGCCUCAGAUGAGACCUUUAUUGGUGACGUUUAGUCACGAUGGCAAAGGACACACUCUUGAGAAGAGAGUGAGGCGCCAGGCCAAACACAAGCAGAAGAAGAGACUCCGGUCUAGCUGCAAGCGUCAUCCUUUAUAUGUGGAUUUCAGUGAUGUAGGAUGGAAUGACUGGAUAGUGGCACCUCCAGGAUACCAUGCUUUUUACUGCCAGGGAGAGUGCCCAUUUCCACUGGCAGACCACUUAAACUCAACAAACCAUGCUAUUGUGCAGACGUUGGUGAACUCUGUCAAUGCAAACAUUCCCAGGGCGUGCUGCGUCCCAACAGACCUUAGUCCCAUCUCAAUGCUUUAUCUUGAUGAACAUGACAAAGUUGUAUUAAAGAAUUACCAGGAUAUGGUUGUAGAGGGUUGUGGAUGUCGUUAAAGCAGGAAAAUUUAUCAGAGAACAAAAAAACCUUGACACUUUACUCUUUCCCAAUGAAGACACUAUUUAUAUAAAAAGAAUUAACAAAAUAGGAACAUCUAUUUUGAAAAUAUAUUUAUGUCUACUUAAAAAGAAAUUGGGAAAAUAAAUAUUUUAAUCAGAGAAUUGUUCCUUUUAAAUGAUGUUUAAUUGUAUUUCAGAUGUACAUGUUUAUAUGGGUUUAACCCCAACAUAUGAAGUAUAAUGGUCAAAUUCUUAUUUUGUAUUUAUUGCUAUUGUAACCACUUUUAGAAAAUAGCUAAUUUGUAUUUAUAUGUAAUCAAAGAUAAAUAUAGGGUUUGUACAUAAAUCGUCAA
Molecule: messenger RNA, 3164 nt
Organism: Hypanus sabinus (Atlantic stingray)
Lineage: Eukaryota; Metazoa; Chordata; Chondrichthyes; Myliobatiformes; Dasyatidae
Gene: bmp2a
Product: bone morphogenetic protein 2a
Exons: 3
Coding region: 1597-2808 (403 amino acids)
Biological process (GO): SMAD protein signal transduction; negative regulation of transcription by RNA polymerase II; BMP signaling pathway
Cellular component (GO): extracellular region
Molecular function (GO): BMP receptor binding; growth factor activity; cytokine activity
Source: RefSeq, a predicted model, not a curated record